AUGGGCUGCAAAGCAAGCAAACCAGCCGCUGAAGAAGAGGCUCCUCCCUUGAAGAAUGACGCGGACCAAAACAACAACCUUGGUUCGACGAAAAGCCAUGACAGUGGCAAAGAAAUGGACGUUCGUGUGAAUGACAAUCUCCCCUUGACGGGUGAAAAAUCCGACAAACUGUACAAACUGUUGGCCAAGUCUCAAAUGACGCACAACUCGGGGAAUGACGAACAGCGACAAAAAGACUUGGCAUUGCAACGGGAAAAUUGGACCAAAGUCAUGGAAUGCUGUAAAUUGGAUCCUCGAUCGGCCCUCUACCAAAAUCCAACCACCAAAAGUACUCCUCUACACAUGGCGGUCCGAUUGAUUGACAGUGAAAGUGGCAGUGCUUCCAGUGACAGCAUUUCGCUGACAGACCUCAUUCGAGCACUCAUCAAAGCCAACCCCAAAGCACUGGCUGUCAAAGAUGCCGGGGGAAAUAUCCCACUGCACUACGCCAUUGCUCCUACCACACAUUUUCAACCGGGAUGGCCCAUGGCACAAUGGAAACUGCGAUCCGAUAUUGUCCGAUUACUGGUGCAUGCCGAUCCCAAUACAGCGCAGGAAUACAUG
This is a messenger RNA of Seminavis robusta, 603 nucleotides long. The record is from the annotation of a GenBank genome assembly. NCBI's taxonomy places the organism in Eukaryota, Bacillariophyta, Bacillariophyceae, Naviculales, Naviculaceae.